AUGGUUAAUAUAUUUUCGUUUUCGGUAAAAGGCGUUAAACCCCGUUUAAACUUGCGCAAUUCCAAUUUAAGUAAACCCAAUUUUAAUAAUGUUUUGCAAAUUGGUAACGGCGACGAUAAUGGUAAUGAAACCGGCGAAAUAAGCGAUAAAAAACUGGAGGAACUAUUUGUAUUACGUGCAAAUGGUAGCAAACGGGUGCAAAGCGGUGGCGCAAAGUUAAUACUUAAAAAAAUUAGUUAA
Molecule: messenger RNA, 240 nt
Organism: Gaeumannomyces tritici R3-111a-1
Lineage: Eukaryota; Fungi; Ascomycota; Sordariomycetes; Magnaporthales; Magnaporthaceae
Exons: 7
Coding region: 1-240 (79 amino acids)
Source: RefSeq, a predicted model, not a curated record